AAAACUUCCCCGCCAACAAGCGAGUGCGCCCCAAGGAAGCCCCAAGGCCGCUCCCUCUCAAGUAUCCAUCUCGGUUCCCGCGCACGGGCCCCGGAGCCAGCUCCACCCGUUUUCAUUUGAUCAUAUUUGGCCAGCGUUGCGCUUUUCCGCGUGAAUGAAGGAUUCGGAAGCAUUUUCCAUUGGUUGCGUGGGGGCACUGCUAUUGCUCGGCGAUUGCCUGCGAACUAAGAUCGGCUUCCUGAAGGAGCUCCAAGUACCAGCAUGUCUUCUUGGGGGAUUGGUUGGUUUCUUCCUCCUGCAGCUUGUGAACCUCAUCUCGGCUGAUGCGCACAGGGAUAUCCUUCAGUGCCUCGUUGGAUGGGAGCAGGUCCCAGGCCUCAUGACGAUGACAAUAUUUUCGGGUCUCGUCCUCGGGCAGCCUUUACCUUCUCCCGUCGAUGUGUGGAAAGAGGCCGGAAACCACUUGCUGUAUGGUCUGGCAGUUGUUUUCGGACAGUAUUCGGUCUGCUGCCUCGUCACCAGCCUCAUGGCAAGCUGGUGGGAUAUCAGCCCAUUCUUUGCUCCUGUCGUCCCCUACGGCUUCCAAGGGGGGCACGGAGUGGUGGCGGGGAUGAGGUCCGCAUUUGUACUGAAGCCUCCCGACGGCGUCGAUUUUCCUGCUGGGUUUUCCAUGGGCAUGGCAUCGGCAUCGGUCGGGCUUCUGGCUGGAGUGGGCAUCGGCUCUUACUGCGUCAAUUGGGGCAACAAGCGCGGCCUCUUGGAAGGGCUCGCGGCUUUGGAGCCCCCCACUGGGCCAAGUUGUGGGACCGGCAUUGAACUUGCAGCGGAGGAGCCCGGAGUGGAUCCGGUCCGCUCAUUCGACGUUGAUGGCGCUGACGGCCGUAAAUCAGCAGCCGUUGACGGCCGUAAGCCGACUCCACCAGCGACGGAGUUCUUGCGACGGAGCUCUGCUCCCUCCACUAUGAUAAGCCCUGGAACCAUGGAGCAGAGAGAUCGCGUAUUUGUACGCCGCUCAACGAUCGGGAAGGUGAUGCUUGAGAGAGCCAUGUUGGAAGCCCCCCAAAGGCGGACGGGCCACUUCUACAAUGUGGAAGACCGGCCUGCCAUGGGCAAGCAGGUUGUGGCAGUUGAGUCAAUCGACUCGCUUGCGUACCACAUAUGUCUCAUGGGCUUGGCCAUGAUUAGUGCUCUUGGACUCCGUGGUAUACUUGGGCUUCUGUGCGGCGAAAUGGUAGGUAACUUCCCGCUUUUCCCUUUCUGCCUCGUCACGUCAGUAGUGCUGCAAAGCAUUCUCAAUCGGAUCAACGCCCCCGUCGAUCGAGCGACUGUCGAACGGAUCUUGAACACGGCCCAGGACGGCAUGAUCGUGACUGGGAUGGCGCUCCUCCCAGUGGGAGAGGUAGUCGAGCAAGGAAUUCCAUUCAUCAUCGCCUCUGUAGCGGCCAUCGCUUGGGGUUUCGUAGCCUUGUUCAUGCUUGCUCGCAUCAUGCUGAAGGACUACUGGUUGGAGCGCGGGCUGAUUGAGCUGGGUCUCUCGAUGGGCUCGACCGCCACAGGACUCAUGCUGCUCCGCAUGGCAGACCCCGAGAAUCGAACACCAGUGCUGAGGCAGUUUGGUUUUAAGCAGAUUGUGCACGUUAUGUUUGUCGGGGGUGGCGCAUACGAUGCCAGCGCGUUGCUCAUCAUCCAGAUGGGGGGCGUUUGGCUUCUCUUUGGUAUCAGUGCCGUGUGCCUGCUGUCAUGUAUCGCUGCUGCUGCGUUUUUCGUGCGUUUCGCUCCAGUCUGAUACGGGCGCCAUCCUGGACGUCUGCGUAACUGCAGAGGACAUGCUCCAUGAAGUAAGGAGAAUGAUGAUGGUGUUGUGCAGUUCCGGCGCCGAUUGUCGUUCCAGCCAAGAACACUGUCCACAAAUGAGUUGUCGAGAGGUGUAAGCGCUGAACAUAGUUACGUCUUGCGUAGCUGGUUUUGUUGGCUCUGGGUUUAUUCCAAAGCAGUGCUGGCAAUGAAGGAGUCCUUGCGGAUAUUGCCAGCAUUGGCGAAAGUGCUUGGCCGAUUGGAGCAGGCA
This is a messenger RNA of Prorocentrum cordatum, 2065 nucleotides long. Lineage: Eukaryota; Dinophyceae; Prorocentrales; Prorocentraceae. The record is from the annotation of a GenBank genome assembly.